This is a messenger RNA of Nicotiana tabacum (common tobacco), 1032 nucleotides long. Its product is annotated as putative receptor-like protein kinase At4g10390. Lineage: Eukaryota; Viridiplantae; Streptophyta; Magnoliopsida; Solanales; Solanaceae. The record is from RefSeq and is a predicted model, not a curated record. Gene Ontology annotation, biological process: protein phosphorylation. Gene Ontology annotation, molecular function: ATP binding; protein kinase activity.
AUGGCUUUCCUUGGGUGCUUUGGAUAUAAGCUGAUAAAGCGCGGUGGAGUACCUGAUGCCCGUGUUAUUGUGGAAGACGACAAAGAUGAUGGGUUGGAUUGCACAACGAUUACAGGUCAGGUGACGAGAUAUACAAGCGGCGAGUUGAAGAAAUUCACCACGAAUUUCUCAACGUCUAAGUUGAUUGCCUGUGGUGGAUUUAGCACUGUCUAUUUAGCUGAAUUUGCUAAUUCAACUCUAGGAGCUGUCAAGAUCAUGGACAGCAGCAGCGAGCAUCUCAACAGAAUUUACAAGCAAGAAUUAGACAUCUUGCUUCAAAUCCAACAUGAUAACAUAGUCAGGCUUCUUGAUCACUGUGACGAUGCAGAAUUGGGGAAUAUGUUGGUAUUUGAAUAUGUUCCAAAUGGGACUUUACAGGACAAACUCCACGGGAAGAGAGACACAAUUAUUCCAUGGAGAAACCGUAUGACAGUGGCAUUUCAACUUGCUCAAGCCAUUGAAUAUCUCCACGAAAAAAGUCCAUUACAAAUAGUCCAUAGUGACAUCAAAGCUUCAAAUAUAUUGUUAGAUAAGCAAUUCAACUGCAAGCUUUGUGAUUUUGGGUCAGCGAAGAUGGGAUUUUCUUCCUCAGUUUUGCCACCAACGAACCGUAUGAUGCUUGGUUCUCCAGGCUAUACUGAUCCUCACUACUUGAGAACUGGCAUUGCCUCCAAGAAAAAUGACAUAUAUAGCUUUGGAGUUGUUAUUUUAGAACUCAUUUCAGGGGUUGAAGCCUUUUCCUCAGACACGGGGGAGAGACUAAUAUCAAAAGCUGCUCCUGUUCUGAAGAAUGUCUCUACAGUAGCUGAAAUGGUGGAUCCGCGCCUUAACGGGGAUUAUGAAUUGGAGGAAGCUAAGGCCAUGGCGUCGCUUGCAGCAUUGUGCUUAAGUAACUGUUCCAGUCUCAGACCCUCUGCUUCUGAAAUCUUGGAGGUUAUGAGAAGUAGAAUGUCUUCCAUCUCCUUUCUCUGUUCAGUUGAUAAAAAGGUUUGA